UUCGUCAUGCGCGUGCGCAGACGCCACCAUCCGGAUUGCGCGGGUAAUGGUAGAGCUUUAUCUUCUCAAGUUAACUACUAAACACAUUGUAAACCCACCCACCUGAGAGGCCAUUAUAUAUCGAUUAAACUUUAUUAAUAGAGCACUUUGGCGAUACUUCAUUCGUCCGUCCGAGCGGGAGUUGUGCGGCCUGACGCGGCUUAGCUUUAGAGCUAACGGCUAACUGGGAUUGUGUAGGAAGGAGCAAAUUUAAGAGUCGUCCAUUAAAGCUACUGAGAGGACACAACUCAAGAGGAAAGUUUAUUUGCAGUCAACCCUCGAUGUUCGCGGAUGUUGGGACGAAGACCAGCCGCGAAAAUCAAGAGAUUCGGUAUUGAAUAUUACAAUAUCUCAUAAUCCAGGAGCAAGAAGGAGAGAAGAAGAUCAUGCCAGAUUCAGACGCCGAGGUGCCCGACCCAACCAAGUCGAGUGGUAAAGGCAAGGGGAAGGGCAAGGGGAAGAGAGAGGAGCCGCUGUCCCUGGAUGACUGUUUGUGUCCAGUGUGUUUGGACAUGUUUCUUGAGCCGGUGACGCUUCCUUGCAUGCACACCUUCUGCAAGGCUUGCUUCUUGGAAUCCGUGGACAAGAGCGCGUUGUGCUGUCCCAUGUGCAGGAAGCGUGUGUCCACAUGGGUUCGGCUGAACAACAAGAACAAGACUCUGGUCAACCAGCAGUUGUGGACACAGAUCCAGCUCAGCUUCCCGCAGCGCUGCCAACGACGCCUCAGCGGGCAGGAUGCUGUCAAUGAUGACGACUUGACGGUUUUUUCCCCCAGAACAAGUCAGCCUGGUGAGCUGAGACAAGAAUAUCAGGAGCAGAUCAACAAAUUGUCUGAGGAGAAGCGCGAGCUAGAAGAGGAGGAGCAGCAUGCCAGCGAGGAGUACAUCCACAAACUCCUGGUGGAGGAGGAGGAGAUCCUUCAGGAAGAGCGGAAGAGGAGCAAGGAAGAUGAGCAGCUGGCCAAGAUGCUCAACAAAGAGCUGAACACCGCUCCCGUCUCCCCUGACAACCGUCAUCGUGCUCACAUCACUCCGGCCAAGAAGAAAGUCAACACGGCGGGACACAUUGAAAAGUUCUUGUGUCGACUUCCGUCCAAGUCCAGCCCGUCAGAGUGCAGCUCGACCACCACUUUGAUUUCUAACAAGGAGAAUAUUCGUCUCUCCCAUGGGGAGCGUCUCCCUCAAGCGGACCUAUACAGGACUCAGCAGGACCAACCGGAACCCCCUUGUCCCGGCCCGGCCUCGCCGCUGGAGGCGCGACACUGCCGAAUCUGUCACACUGACGCAGGAACGUCGAAGAGGAAGAGCUCUGAACCUGCCGACGAAGAGGAGGCAAAGCGAGCACGCCUCCAUUUGCCCUCGUCAUCUUCUUCGGCUCCGCCCCUAGAGGGCGCUUUGGUGUUACAAGCGGAACUGGAAGCCCAGCUGGAGCGGCGCCGUCAGCAGGAGGAGGCUGACCGGCAGAUGGCACUGCUCCUGCAAGAGAAGCUCGACCAAGAGGAGAGGCAGCAGCAAACUAACCGGAGAAAAGGCACAAUAGACGCGUAUCUGCUCAGACGCGUAGGCGGCGACACCCGCAGGAGAAACUCCAGGACUAGUAUGACCUCCCCCUUAUCACUGUCUACCUCCUCCUCCUCCUCGUCAUCCUCUUCCUCCUCAGAAGUGUCCACCUCCUCCUCUCAAAAUGAUAGCAGCAGACAGUCCACCCUCACUGACAUUUUUUCGGACCUGAGCAGCUGAAGCCCCUCAAAAGGAGACCCUCAACCGAGUCUGGGUCCUGUGUGGCCCUCACCCCACAAUGGGAUCUAAAAGCUGCUGAAAGAGACCAAUUUGAGCCUUAAUCAAGCCAACCCUCGUGUUUUUGCAGUGCGGCAUUUGCAAGUUCACCUCUGAGCCAUGUUUAAAAAGAAAAUAUUGUUUUGUCACCAAUUUAUGGCAUUUACAGUGAACCCCAACAUAUUCAGUUUGGCACUUGCAAAUAUGCAUUGCCACAUUUUUGGGGAGGAACCUAUCUAAUGUUGACUGAAAAACGUAUUUACUAUUUUUGUGUUCAGACCAAAUAAAUACCCAAUGUCACUUCAUUAUGUUUGCUUGUGACACCACUUCCUGGUUUGGACGCUGCUACAAUAGAUUUGUAAUUAAAGAGUUGUUGAAAAGUC
Syngnathus acus (greater pipefish) is the source of this 2197-nucleotide messenger RNA. It is a transcript of the gene rnf168, whose product is annotated as ring finger protein 168. The transcript is spliced from 9 exons. Bases 426 to 1778 code for a protein of 450 amino acids. Gene Ontology annotation, cellular component: site of double-strand break; nucleus. The record is from RefSeq and is a predicted model, not a curated record. Lineage: Eukaryota; Metazoa; Chordata; Actinopteri; Syngnathiformes; Syngnathidae. Gene Ontology annotation, biological process: double-strand break repair. Gene Ontology annotation, molecular function: nucleosome binding; ubiquitin-protein transferase activity.